Molecule: messenger RNA, 912 nt
Organism: Aspergillus costaricaensis CBS 115574
Lineage: Eukaryota; Fungi; Ascomycota; Eurotiomycetes; Eurotiales; Aspergillaceae
Gene: nscE
Product: NAD-dependent epimerase nscE
Exons: 2
Coding region: 1-912 (303 amino acids)
Source: RefSeq, a predicted model, not a curated record
AUGCCCCUGAUCUUCCUAACCGGCGGCAGCGGCUAUCUCGGCCAAGCCAUAACGACCCACGCCCUCUCCAAGAACUACACCAUCCACUCCCUCUCACGCAGCCCCGAAAGCGACGCCAAAAUUACCUCUCUCGGUGCAAUCCCCAUCCGCGGCGACCUCACCACCCUCUCCGUGCUCCUUGAACAAAGCCAAAAGGCAGAUAUAGUCAUCCACCUAGCGGACCCAAUGGCAGGAAACUACUCUCUCCCGUACGAAGAACGCAUCCGCAUCGACGACGAAGCAGUCACUGCCAUCGCCGAGGGAUUAGCUGGAAGCGACAAGCCGCUUGUAGUGACCUCCGGAUCAUUGGAAGGGAAGGCGCUGAAUGAGCGGAUUGUUUCUGAGAGGAAGAAUCUGAGGUGGGUGCGGGAGAAAGGGGUGAAGGUUAUUGUGAUUCGGCUGCCGCCCUUUGUGUAUGGACGGGGAGGGAGUGGGGUGGGGUUGUUUAUGGGGAUGUUUUGGAAUGGUGGCGAUGGAGGGAAGAAGGAGGUGAAGGUUAUUCGGGAGGCGGAGGGGGUGGUUACAUCCGCGGUGCAUGUUGAGGAUGCGGCCGAGUUGUAUUUGCUUGCUGCGGAAAGGGCUGGCGCUGGGGACGUGUUCAAUGGGUGUUCGGAGUGGGGGGUGACGUUUGGGGAGUUGGGGAGGGCAAUGGCGGAUGUUUUGGGGGUUGGGGUUGAGGUUGUGGGGUUUGAGGAGGCGAAGAGGGUGUGGGGGGAGUUCUUUGCGAGGUUUUUGAGUACGGAGAAUAGGGCUUCUGGGGGGAAGGCGAUGAGGGUGCUGGGAUGGGUGCCGAAGAAGGUUGGGAUCGUGGAGGAGGUGAGGUAUGGGUCGUAUGUUGGGGUGGCGGAGAGGUUGAGGAGUGGUGCUGCUUGA